AUUUAUUGAUAGCGUCCCCUCUUACAGUAUUAACCAACCACUGUCUCCUGUAUAAUACUCAUUCAUAGUACCUCAUCGUAUUGUAUCAGUUGAUAUUAACACACGGAUUCUAUCUCACAUCACAAUAAAUCUAAUGGCCGUGGGACCAAUCAAGAUAUUGGACAUUACUGGUUUAAUUAAUCCCAACUAUGGUAACGGAUCCUACCUGCGAAGCAAGCAAAAAUAGAUUUAAUUUCAUCGAUGGAGAAUCUGGAGUUUUCGUGUACAUCUGUUAUUUUGUUUUAUGAGAUGAGAUGAAACUUCAUUUGAUGAAUUAAGAUCUGUGGAUUUUUCUCAUUUUCAACUCAUCUCAACUCUCUGCAAAUCAAAGAAGAAGACGUGAAGGACAAAACUCGACCAGAAAACGUCCACAUGUCCAGAAGCUUCUUACAUUUCUUGCUUGUCGGACAUGGCGGCCAGCAGCGAUCUCACCACCAUGGUCAUAUCCUCGGAGGAGAUGACAUCUCUAGUUCCAGAGACGUCCUCCGCUGGACCGAAGCCUCCCCCCAUGUCAUCCUUGGCUUAUACGAUAAUUGGGAUAGUAAUGAUGUGUUAUUGUUGUUUGGGAUUCACUUUCAACAGUUGCUCCAUUCUGGUUUUUGCCAAGAACAAGAAUCUCAGAUCCCCGACCAAUAUGUUUAUACUGGCGUUAAAUAUUUGUGAUUUCCUCAUGGCAUCUGCAGCAGCUCCGUUCUCGGCGUUCUCAAGUUUGUCCCACGGAUGGAUGUUUGGAGAAAUCGGUUGUUUAUACGAGGGUUUCAUGGUUUAUUUUCUCGGACAAACAUCCAUGUACCUACUGGCAGCCAUAUCAUUCGAUAGAUAUUUUGUUAUAGCCAAGCCAUUACAAGCUUCUAAAAUAACACAUCGUAUUGCUGGAAUAAGUGUUGGUAUCUGCUGGUUUCUGGGAUUCUUGUGGUCGGCGUUACCUGCCGUGGGUUGGAAUCGCUACGCGUUGGAAGGAGCCGAGAUAUCUUGCAGUGUUGUAUGGCAGAGUGACAACCCCUCAGACAUGAGCUAUAUAUUUGUAAUAUUUUUCGCCUGUCUGGUUGUUCCUCUAGGUGUCAUGUUUUUCUCCUAUUUCAACGUGUAUAUGACGAUUAAAUCCAUCAAUAAGAAUCAAGUAUGGGACAUGAAAAGUCGAGUAGCUCGUAGAAAUCUUAGAAUCGAGAAGAAAAUGUUUAAAACAAUUCUAGUCAUGUGCGCUGCCUUUGUCGGAGCAUGGACGCCAUACACCGCAGUGUCCUUCUACGCAGCAUUUGGUGGGGCACAUGCUAUUUCACCUCUUGUGGGAACUCUGCCAGCUCUGUUGGCUAAAUGUGCGGGUUUGCUCAACCCUAUAAUAUACGUGGCGACCAAUAAACAAUUCCGUACCGCAUUUUAUCAGCUGGUGCCUUGUGACGGAGUCAAGAAAACGCUACAAAAGAAGGAAGACGAACCGGACUCGGACGACUCGGGCGACGAAAACGAAACGAAAACGAAGAAGGACAGUAAAGAUAAUAAAGAUAACAAAGCGACUACGAGCAAAAAGGGUGGCGGUGGUAACGCCGUGGGUCCAGCCCCGGAGGUUAUUGACGAGAAAGAAGCCGAGACUCAGAUAGAGGAAAUUAUUCACACUCCGAACCAUACCGCCAAUACUAACGUUAUAAAAGUUGAACGGGUAGAAAUGACCGAACUAACUAAAGUUGAUUGAAAAACUGUGUGUUCGGAGAACAUCGUUUACUUGUGUCCAAAAUUAGGCAUUCCAGAAAGAGUUCGUGUAUUCAUGCGUGAUGCUUGAUACAGAUGGAUGGGACAGGUUAAGAGCGUAUCGUCGCUGGAGAUUACGUUGUCAUGGUUAUCAAGAACAUGGUGUUAUCACUGACUAUUGUCUUUCACAUAUCGAAAUAUACAUAUAUAUAAAUAUUAUAUAAAGGUGGCGCCCUCAAUUCAUCAUUUCACUAUACGCCUGAUUUGUUUGUAUAUAAAAUGAUAAAUGUUGUACCACUGUUGGCAUAGCAAC
Messenger RNA from Patella vulgata (common limpet), 2038 nucleotides. RefSeq names its product parapinopsin. The transcript has 4 exons. The record is from RefSeq and is a predicted model, not a curated record. Bases 449 to 1729 code for a protein of 426 amino acids. Gene Ontology annotation, biological process: G protein-coupled receptor signaling pathway; visual perception. Gene Ontology annotation, molecular function: G protein-coupled receptor activity. Lineage: Eukaryota; Metazoa; Mollusca; Gastropoda; Patellidae. Gene Ontology annotation, cellular component: membrane; photoreceptor outer segment.